Messenger RNA from Wasmannia auropunctata (little fire ant), 2726 nucleotides. RefSeq names its product alpha-mannosidase 2 (gene alpha-Man-IIa). Gene Ontology annotation, cellular component: Golgi membrane. Gene Ontology annotation, biological process: protein deglycosylation; N-glycan processing; mannose metabolic process. The record is from RefSeq and is a predicted model, not a curated record. The transcript is spliced from 4 exons. Lineage: Eukaryota; Metazoa; Arthropoda; Insecta; Hymenoptera; Formicidae. Gene Ontology annotation, molecular function: alpha-mannosidase activity; carbohydrate binding. Bases 582 to 2720 code for a protein of 712 amino acids.
CUGUGCUCCCGGCUUUAGUCGGAGUUGGUGUUGGAAUCAUUGAGGUUGGAAUAUGUUUUGUGAUUAGGUUAGGUUUCCCUGAGAUCCAUAAUAUAUCUACAAUAGAUUCAAUAGAUCUUUGAUAAAUCGCGAUAUUGUGACCGUGAGGAGGAAAAUUAUCAAGAAAAAAAGAAGAAAAGUCAUAGCAUUUCACUGCCGACGUUACUAGUUGGAAAUUAUUUACAUAAUUGAAAAACAAGAGCGAUUAAGUACAUGUAUUAUAUAUUACAUGUUUACGUAGCGGCGGCGUUUGCACUACUGAACUUAACAGUGAAGGAGCUGUCAAUAUAUUGGCCAAUAAAUAAAUUGUUACACUGUGAAGCGAAUUCGAAGUGGGAUUUAUGAUAAUCAUAAAUCCAUAAUCCAGUUAUCGGAUCCGAAGUGUCGGAUAAUUGAGAAUAUAAACUCCGUCCCUAACAUGUAGCCUCUUCGUAACGGUGAAUAAAUUAGGUUAAGAUCGAAUGGAUUUACUUUCCCUAUCAGUAUUGAAUUAUUGGCUGAAAUUAGCGUGAGAGAGGAACCGUUGAAUUUAAUCUUUAACAAUGAGGACUAGAAAGACCAUUGCCAUUCUCGGAGUGGGUUUGAUCCUAGCCUGCUGCGUAAUGAUUUAUUUAAUGAUGGAUCUAACCCUUCUCCCUCCUGGACAAGGUCCUAAGCUUUCCGUCAGCAAUAAUGAGUGGCUUCAUUUUGAGAACAGAUUGGCAAAAUUAGAGAAGGAUUUCGACAAACAUCAUAAAAUCAUGAACGCUUUGCAGGAACAAGCGGCAAAAAUCAAAGAUAAUCAUGUACCUGUUAUACAACCAAUGAAUCAUUUUAAUCGCUCAAACACUAAGACUCCGCAUUUAGGAAAAAGUCUCACGUGUAAUUUUAAUAUUCAGAAAGUCCCCGAGGUUGAUAUACAGAUGUUAGAAUUGUAUAAGCAAUUAGAGUUUGAUAAUCCAGAUGGUGGAGUUUGGAAGCAAGGCUGGAACAUCAUGUACGAUGAAAAACAAUGGCAUCCCAACAGAAAGCUGAAAGUUUUCGUCGUGCCUCACUCGCAUAACGAUCCCGGCUGGUUAAAUACUUUUGAAAAAUACUAUAUGUUCCAAACAAGGAGCAUAUUGAACAAUAUGGUGAUCAAGCUAGGCGAAGAUAGGAGGCGCAAGUUUAUUUGGGCGGAGAUAUCUUUCCUGAAACUUUGGUGGGACGAUCAAUCCAAAGAGACGAAAGACGAGGUGCGUCGUCUGAUACACGACGGACAAUUGGAAAUUGUCUCGGGAGGAUGGGUGAUGCCAGAUGAGUCUGUAUCUCAUUGGAUCGCUCAGCUCACGCAAUUAACUGAGGGCCAUCAAUGGUUAAAGUAUAAUUUAGAUUAUACACCAAAUUCAGGAUGGGCCAUCGAUCCCUUUGGUCUUUCUCCCACGAUGCCGUACCUCUUGAAAAAUUCAGGCUUGGAGAACCUCUUGAUACAGAGAGUUCAUUAUUCGGUAAAGAAGAGGCUAGCCAAGGAUAAAAAUUUGGAAUUUCGUUGGCGACAAUUAUGGGAUAAUGACGGCUCCACGGAAUUCUUUACUCACGUUAUGCCGUUCUACAGUUACGACGUUCCUCACACGUGCGGCCCGGAUCCGAAAGUGUGUUGCCAAUUUGAUUUUUACAGAAUGCAGAACUUUGGUCUCAGCUGCCCGUGGAAGAUUCCGCCGAAGACCAUAACCAAAGCGAACGUAGCGGAAAGAGCGUUGCUCUUGCUGGAUCAGUAUCGUAAGAAGGCACAGCUUUUCAAGACCAACGUAGUACUUGCGCCUUUAGGCGAUGACUUCAGGUAUACACAUCUCACCGAGUGGGAGGCCCAAUAUGACAAUUAUCAAAAGCUUUUCAACUACAUGAACGAAAAUCAACAUUUGAACGUUCAAAUACAAUUUGGAACGUUGAGCGAUUACUUUGAAGCGGUCAAAGAUAAACGCAACUUAAAUGAAUUUCCUACUUUGUCUGGCGAUUUCUUUACCUAUUCCGAUAGAGAUGAUCAUUAUUGGAGCGGCUAUUAUACCACCAGGCCUUUCCACAAAAGAUUGGAUCGUGUAUUACUAGGUUCUUUGAGAGGAGCAGAGGCAUUGGCUGCUAUAGCUUGGGCUAAGGGCAAUGAUCAAUUAGUAGAAGGCAGCCUUGCGUCUCGUUUGAGCAAGGCCAGGAUGUGGCACUCUCUGUUUCAACAUCACGAUGGAGUUACCGGAACUGCUAGAGACAAUGUUGUGAUAGAUUACGCCCAGAAGAUGAUAAUGGCGUUAAAUAAUUCGGCUCACGUACUUCAACAAUCUAUAGCGCAUUUAUUGAGAACUCCUCAAAUAUCAUCGAUGAAUGUCGAAGCUGUGUAUUUUUCAUUGGAUGAGACUAGGUCGCGCCAUACGAGCGUGGGUGAGAAGCAUGUUCUUAAUCUUGGAGACGAUAAGCCAUCGAGGAAAAUUAUCCUGUACAAUCCUCUCCCAAGACAGAGGACAAAAGUGCAAACUUUGAUUGUAUCGACGCCAUUUGUCAGAGUUACAGAUCGUAAAGGACAGGCUGUCAAGUGCCAAGUGUCUCCCGUUUGGAUUGGUCCAGCUGCACUGUCCGCGGUUAGAUACGAAUUAUCAUUUUUGGUCACUGUGCCAGGAUUUGGUAUUACUACAUACAUAGUUCACGCACUACACAAAGCAUCGUAUACGAAGUAAGCACAA